AUCAUUAAGCAACCCUAUUUUUUAGACACGCGUCUGAAAGCGGAAAAAAACGUGAACUCGUCGGAAAAGCAGCAUUUUCCAAGCCCAUAGCGCUUGUAAUUGUAAUUGUUGGCACAAACAGGCCAGCCGAAUCCGAUACGGAAACGUCUCAGUUUCAAGCCGAACAAAAGGAAUUGUGUGCGAGGAACAAAAAAGUACAGACCCCUAAAAAUUUCACACGAGAACGCAGUAGCUUGUGGAACGUAAGAAGUUUUUGUCGGAAAAACUAAGGAAAAACGUAUAGACACAAAGUGCAACACUAACACAACGAUCAUAUACAUUUUUUUGUCGCAAAUUGCAAGUGUGCACCCCAAAAAAAAAGCAAAGCGUAACCAUUGCAAAAUUUUCCUAAACGGAAAGCAAGAAAAAAAAAGCAACUGAUUGGAGGAUAAUAUGAGUAAUGCUAUUAACCAAAAUGGCACAGGUCUAGAGCAGCAAGUUGCUGGUCUGGACUUGAAUGGCGGCUCUGCUGACUACAGCGGCCCCAUAACAAGCAAGACUUCCACUAACUCGGUCACCGGUGGUGUGUAUGUGCCCCCGCAUCUUCGUGGUGGUGGUGGCAAUAACAACGCAGCGGACGCAGAGAACCAGGGCCAAGGACAAGGCCAGGGCUUCGAUUCGAGAUCCGGGAAUCCGCGCCAGGACAGCAGGGACCCGCAGCAGUCGCGUGGAGGCGAAUAUCGCAGGGGCGGCGGCGGUGGAAGUCGCGGCUUUAAUCGCCAGAGCGGCGACUACGGCAGUUUUGGAAGCGGAGGCGGAGGUGGACGACGUGGAGGUCGGUACGAGGAGAACUACAACGGUGGCGAAUUUGACUCACGUCGCGGAGGUGACUGGAAUCGUACCGGCGGAGGCGGAGGAAACCGCGGCUUCGGACGUGGACCGUCGUACCGCGGCGGUGGUGGUGGAAGCGGUAACACCCUUAACGAGCAAACUGGCGAAGAUGGCCAGGCACAGCAGCAGCCACGCAACGAUCGCUGGCAGGAGCCGGAACGUCAAGCCGGAUUUGAUGGCGGCGAGGGUGGACCUCCUGGAGGCGGCAACAGAAGCUACAACAACCGCGGGGAGCGCGGAGGCGGCGGUUACAAUAGCCGCUGGAAGGAGGGCGGCGGCGGAAACAUCGACUACACAAAGUUGGGCGCCAGAGACGAACGCCUGGAGGUGGAACUGUUCGGCGUGGGCAAUACGGGAAUCAAUUUUGACAAAUACGAGGAUAUACCCGUGGAGGCGACGGGCCAGAAUGUGCCCCCGAACAUCACAUCGUUCGAUGAUGUGCAGCUGACGGAGAUUAUCCGCAACAACGUGGCCCUAGCCCGUUAUGACAAACCGACACCGGUGCAGAAGCACGCCAUUCCGAUCAUCAUCAAUGGCCGCGAUCUAAUGGCCUGCGCCCAGACCGGCUCCGGUAAGACGGCCGCCUUUUUGGUGCCGAUUCUCAACCAGAUGUAUGAGCACGGACAUGUGGCACCCCCACAGAGCAACCGGCAGUAUAGCCGUCGCAAGCAGUAUCCGCUGGGUUUGGUGCUGGCACCGACCCGCGAGUUGGCCACCCAGAUCUUCGAGGAGGCCAAAAAGUUCGCCUACCGUUCCCGGAUGCGUCCGGCUGUGUUAUACGGCGGCAACAAUACCAGCGAGCAAAUGCGCGAAUUGGACCGCGGCUGCCACCUGAUUGUGGCAACACCCGGUCGUUUGGAGGACAUGAUCACGCGCGGCAAAGUGGGCCUGGAAAAUAUUCGUUUCUUGGUCUUGGACGAGGCGGAUCGUAUGUUGGACAUGGGUUUCGAGCCCCAGAUCCGUCGCAUUGUCGAGCAGCUUAACAUGCCGCCAACAGGGCAGCGCCAAACGCUCAUGUUCUCGGCCACAUUCCCCAAGCAGAUUCAGGAGCUGGCUAGCGAUUUCCUCAGCAACUACAUCUUCUUGGCCGUGGGUCGUGUGGGCUCCACCUCCGAGAAUAUUACGCAGACGAUCCUUUGGGUCUACGAACCCGAUAAGCGUUCGUAUCUUCUGGAUCUGCUGUCGUCCAUCCGCGAUGGCCCCGAGUACACCAAAGACAGCCUGACGCUGAUCUUUGUAGAGACGAAGAAGGGUGCAGACUCGCUGGAGGAGUUCCUGUACCAGUGCAACCAUCCCGUGACUAGCAUCCACGGUGAUCGCACGCAGAAGGAGCGCGAGGAGGCGCUACGCUGCUUCCGCUCGGGCGACUGCCCCAUCCUGGUGGCCACAGCUGUGGCCGCUCGUGGCUUGGACAUUCCGCACGUGAAGCACGUUAUCAACUUUGACCUGCCCUCUGAUGUGGAGGAGUAUGUCCAUCGCAUCGGUCGUACCGGUCGCAUGGGUAAUCUCGGUGUGGCCACCUCCUUCUUCAACGAGAAGAACCGUAACAUCUGCUCCGAUCUUCUGGAGCUGUUGAUCGAAACGAAGCAAGAGAUUCCCAGCUUCAUGGAAGACAUGAGCUCGGAUCGCGGCCAUGGCGGAGCCAAGAGGACAGGACGAGGUGGUGGACGUUAUGGUGGCGGCUUCGGCUCCAGGGAUUACCGUCAAAGUUCAGGCGGAGGCGGUGGCGGACGCAGCGGACCCCCACCACGUAGCGGUGGCUCCGGAUCAGGAGGUGGCGGUGGCAAUUAUCGCAGCAACGGAAACUCGUACGGUAAGUUCGGUGGAAACUCGGGUGGCGGAGGAUACUAUGGCGGCGGCGCCGGUGGUGGCUCCUAUGGUGGCUCCUACGGUGGCAGUGCCGCACACUCGAACAAUGAACCCGACUGGUGGGCUCAAUGAGCAAGGCCUCAGCUUCAGGCAAAAGUCCUGGGCCAGCAGCAGCAGCAUCAACAGUCGCAUCGUAGCAACUUUCGCAACUAACCAAAAGGAGAAAAAAUACAAAGUCGAUAACAACUAUACAUAUAUAUGUGCACACACGUAUAUUAUAUAGGAACAGCAAAUGUGAAAGAGAAACUGUCUGUGCGCAGCGCAACACAAAACACGAAAAUACAGAAAAGAUACACAGAUGCACCCUCCACCCUCGUUUAGUAAUUCACUCCUCUCUCACAACCUCAAAAAGCAGGAGCAAACAUUAAAAAUAAAUUGUGCAAAUCCAUCGCGAAAGUAUAUUACAUUCAUGUAUAGCCAGCCCAAAAAACUCUAAGCCCUGAUCUUCCCAUCCUCCCCAUCCAUCAUUUUAUUUUAUGGAAUCGAUGCGCGUAGUUGAAGGAUAUGCAAACAUACAUAUUACAAAUAUGCUAAACAACCACAAAUAUUAAGAAUAUUUAAGCAACUGAUACAAUUUUGAAUUAUUGUCCAUAAGUUACACUUCUCACACAUCAUUUUUCUUGGAAUUCUUAAAAUACAAAUAUAUAUAUACAUUUAUAUAUAUAUAUAUAGACAUAAAUACUGUCGAUAUCGGAUCAAGACGAUGAAUGCGCAAAUCCUUGAACUUCAAUUGAUGAUUUUAAACGAAGAAAACAUAAAAAUAGUAAUGGUAUAUAUAUAUAUUAAAAAAUAUAUAAAUCGAGAUAUAAUGUACUAUACGAAACAAGAAACCAACACAAACAAGUAAUUAAAAACAAAGUUUGCUAAACUUAAAAUUAAUAAUUUAGCAAAUGAAAAAAGAA
This is a messenger RNA of Drosophila eugracilis, 3641 nucleotides long. RefSeq names its product ATP-dependent RNA helicase bel (gene bel). The record is from RefSeq and is a predicted model, not a curated record. Gene Ontology annotation, cellular component: nucleus; P granule. Lineage: Eukaryota; Metazoa; Arthropoda; Insecta; Diptera; Drosophilidae. The transcript has 4 exons. Gene Ontology annotation, biological process: gamete generation; cell differentiation. Gene Ontology annotation, molecular function: RNA helicase activity; ATP binding; RNA binding. The coding region runs from base 433 to 2811 and encodes 792 amino acids.